AUGGCUGCUUGCGUUGCUUGCCAGCAACCUCUGGUGCUCGAGCUUGAACCCGACGAAGAUGAGGAUGUCGAGAUGGGAACUUCAUCAUCGGGGAAGGCGCCCGCUGCAGCUCCGCAAACCGUCCCCGAUGACCUGCAUCUCAAUUGCGGAUGCCACUUUCACUGGCAAUGCCUCCUCGAAGCCUACCAAGUAACCGAAUGCCCCAACUGCGGCAAGAACAUCGCGACCAUCUCUUCCAAUGGAACCCAGCAAGUCUUCUGCGACCUACACAACGAAGGAGGGCUACAAAAGAAGCUUGACAUACUCCCACUGCUCACUGAAGAGAGUUAUCUCAAAGCAUAUCCCGAAGAUCGCAAAUGUCGCGCCUUCCUCGAGUUCUGUCGUGAAGGGGAUGUUAGAGCUAUCAUUAGCAUGUUACAAGAUGAUGGCGAGGAUGAAGAUGGUGAGCACGAUGAUGAGGACAUGGAAGAAGGCCAACUACAAGGGCGGACAAUUGGUCCGGAUGAACUGCUAAGAUACCAGGAUCCAAUUGGUGACAUGCAGUCCGGCUUGCAUGCUGCGGUGCAGGCGGGUAGUAGGGAGGUCGCGUGGUUGCUUCUACUACUUGCAAGUAAUCUGGACCUGAUGCAGUUUCCGGCUGAGGUGUUUCAAGAGGCAGAGACGUUGGGGAUUAUGAGGGGAGACGUGGAGGGCAAGACAGAUAUCCGAAGUCUGAAGGAUGCGGAUGGGAAGUCGGCAGAGGAUUUGGCAAAAGAGCUUGGAGGAGUUUGGGCAGGAUGGGAAGGUACUGGAAGACUUACUCUAUGA
Messenger RNA from Lindgomyces ingoldianus, 807 nucleotides. RefSeq lists its product as uncharacterized. Bases 1 to 807 code for a protein of 268 amino acids. The record is from RefSeq and is a predicted model, not a curated record. The transcript is spliced from 2 exons. Lineage: Eukaryota; Fungi; Ascomycota; Dothideomycetes; Pleosporales; Lindgomycetaceae.